AGAAAGCAGAACAGUUGAAAAGCAGAGAAGAUGAAUUCUACUGUGCUGCCUUGGACGGACUGAGACACUGUAGUGUGAAAAGAGAAUGUAUCUGCUGUCAGCCCUUCUCCUUCUGUGGCUCCCAGGUUGUUUCUCCGACGAAGCGGUAUGGGGCCAUCAACAUGUGAGGUAUGAAGAGAAUAGUUUGGCGACCAUAACGUGUCAUUAUGCCUCAGGAUGGGAGGAUUACGUGAAGUGGUGGUGCCGAGGAGCUGUUUGGAGUUCUUGUGAAAUUCUUGUUAAAACCACAAAACGGGUUAGCACGAAUGGCCGUGUGUCCAUCCAGGACGAUACCACGGCGCGCAGGUUCACGGUGACGAUAAGAAACAUCAGAAAAGAAGAUGAAGGCGCUUAUUGGUGUGGGAUUGAGAAGGCAGCAGUUGACCGUGGAUUCCAGAUUGAAGUGACUGUUUUCCCAGCAUCAACCACAGUGAGGACAACCACCACUACCACACCAACCACCACAACUACAACUGUGACAACAAGCACAGGAAACACCACGGGAAUGGUAAACAACUAUUCUUUUGAAAGGUUUGAAAUCACUGAUCUCCAGGUCCUACUGCCCAUCAUCUUUGGCAUUUUGUUGGUAAUGUUGGUGGGGACCUCAAUUCUGGCUUGGAGAAUGAUGCUAAGACAGAGGAAAGGUCAGGAGCCAGCCCUGGAAGCUGAAAGACUUGCUGAGCCGGAACCCCAGCCGACAGAGGAAGGCAUUUGUUAUGCAAAUCUGACCCUUCAUCAGGGGACAUCCAGAGACUCCCCUCUAGAUUCUCCAAAGACAAAAGCUUCUUCUCUCCAAGCCUCCUCCAGAGUCAGUAGCAUCCACGAGGAAGUGGAAUAUGUCACAAUGGCUGACCUCAAAGAAAAGGAUAUAUCCUAUGCUACCCUAUCUCUGGAUACCCCAGGCCAGAACCCAAUAUACUGCAACACAGAACAACUGAGCUCCCACUAUCCCCUGAGAAAUCCUAUUGAGAAUACUGAAUACAGUUUGUAAAAGAAGAUUUAGUUUCUCUCUUAGUACCUUCUUGUCAGACCUUAGCUCUGCCUUGACUUGUUUUUUCCUUCUUCCUCCUCUUCUUUCACCUUCUUCCAAGGACAUGUACUCUGGCCUCUGGCUAAAGAACAUGCUUAAGUAGAAAAUUCUAAUUGGCCUCAUGUUUUCUUGGGUGGUGGAGACUGUCCAUUGAAAGAGGAGCUGCCCACUUGGUAAACUUAAAAGAAAAAACAGCUUCCAUUCAUUCCUUCCUUUUCUCUUUUUGGAGUGUGACAUUUGGGCAUCAGAAAGCCUUUCCCUAUGACUUCUAAUGAGGAGAGAGGGGAAAUUCUACACCUUACCCCCAAGCAAUGACAACUGCACACAGUCUGCAACAAGAACAUAAUGGGUCUGAGACUGGACCUCAAGUCGCUGGCUGACUCUUCUGCUUUGUGUUUCUUGCCCUGAACAUGGGGGAUUGAGCAGUGAUCCUGAGAUAGAUGUUUCUACCCUUGCCAGAAGCCUUGUAGGUUCAACAUGUUGGGAGUCAUUGAGUCUACAUGUUGGUCACCCAGAAGGAAGUGAUCAGCACAACUUCUUGGAGGAGAGAUGACUACUGCCAGGAGGACACUACAGAUAAAAGGACUAAGAAAGUCUAUGCUCAGUCCUGGCUUGCCAAGAGAUCUGGACUUGUGCAUAGGGCAAAUGGUAUAAGCUAGAGAGGAAAGUGAAAAAUUUGUUCAGCAGUAGUCUUCAUUUCCUGUGAGAUUAUAGUAGUAAUUAUGUGUUAUUGUAUUAUGUUUUAAAUAUUUGUUAAAGCGUAGUUAAAAGUA
Molecule: messenger RNA, 1842 nt
Organism: Vombatus ursinus (common wombat)
Lineage: Eukaryota; Metazoa; Chordata; Mammalia; Diprotodontia; Vombatidae
Gene: CD300LF
Product: CD300 molecule like family member f
Exons: 7
Coding region: 86-1030 (314 amino acids)
Cellular component (GO): plasma membrane
Molecular function (GO): transmembrane signaling receptor activity
Source: RefSeq, a predicted model, not a curated record